UCCUGGUUAUUUGCUCCUAGUAAAAACAAGUGUGUGGUCUAAUGUUCUGUUAUGUCUGGGAAACAGCUGAUGGGAGCCAACUUGAUACUUAUUGAAGAAGAAACUGCCAGAAAAAAACAACAACAAGCAAGGCUACUGAAGGUUUGUGUAUAUAAUGGCAGCUGUCACUAACACAUAUGAAAGUGUGAAAGCGACUAUCUUAUCAGCUCAUGAAAGCACCACAUCAGCAGAAAAGAUCAACUUCUACAACUCCUGGGCAGAGAACUAUGAUCAGGAUGUGGCUGUUCUGGACUACAGUGCACCAAGUCAUGCAGCAAACAGCGUCGCUUCCCAUUUCAGGGGUGAUCGUGGAGCAGCUGUAGUGUUGGAUGUGGCCUGUGGUACAGGACUGGUGGCCAAACAGAUGAGGAGACAUGGAUUUGGACAUUUUGUGGGUAUUGAUGGAAGCGAGGCUAUGUUGGAGUUGGCCAAAGAGACCGGGUUGUACCAGAACCUGAAGCAGUCCAUGCUGGGAGAGGAGCCGCUACCUGUCCAGUGGGCAGGUUUAUUUGAUGUGGUUGUGAUCGUUGGAGCGCUGAGUGACGGUCAGGUCCCAGUUUGUGCUGUCAGACAGUUGUGCAAGUCCACCAAACCAGGAGGCUACGUUUGCAUGACAACCAGAAGUAACCGUGACAAUGUGGAAUACAAAGCCGCCCUGGAGCAUGAGCUGAAGCAGAUGGAGGACGAAGGGCUCUGGUGUUGUGCAGAGGUCACUGAGGUGGAAGACUGGGAGAGAGCGGUGUCAGAGCAGGAGGAGGGCUACAUAACUGGUGUCGUGUACCUCUAUAAGAAACUAUAGCACAUUGCACGACAGUGUGGAUGUGACACCAGCAAAGGUACAAAACAACUCAAGAAGAUACAAAAUAUUUUAAUAAAUCACUAUACACUUCAAAAAGAAA
Molecule: messenger RNA, 938 nt
Organism: Sebastes umbrosus (honeycomb rockfish)
Lineage: Eukaryota; Metazoa; Chordata; Actinopteri; Perciformes; Sebastidae
Gene: mettl27
Product: methyltransferase like 27
Exons: 6
Coding region: 155-838 (227 amino acids)
Source: RefSeq, a predicted model, not a curated record